This is a messenger RNA of Pocillopora meandrina, 2701 nucleotides long. Lineage: Eukaryota; Metazoa; Cnidaria; Anthozoa; Scleractinia; Pocilloporidae. The record is from the annotation of a GenBank genome assembly.
AUGUUCCACGUGACCACGGUCAGUAAAAGCACUGUUGAAGCUGUGGUCCAGUACUUCAGCGACCAGACAGAUGUGCCUCCCGAUUCAUCUGGGUUUUUUCAGAGAAUGGAAGACGACAACUCUAAGUCGGUCAUGGAGUGUGUGAGUUGUAAUUGUCAGGGAAAAUGGAGUCAUGCUCCGGUUUAUGUGGAAGUGAAGCUAUACAGAUUUGCCGUAUACAUUCCACCCAAGUAUCAUUGGCAUCUAUUAUAUGGAUACUGGUAUUGCGAUGACACGUAUUUUAGCCCCGGAAAAUCUAUGUGCGCUAAAUUAUUAGUUCAACCAAAUAUCAACCAAAUGGUUGACUUUCGACCCAGUGUGGAAUUACAAUUUCUCACUUUGUAAAAGACAAACAAAUUGCGUUCAGUCCUUCGUUUGUUGACGCAGUAAGUAGUUUCUAUGAAUAACCUCGACUACUGAGGGUAAGACACCAGUCGUUAGUUAUCCCAGGGGGCGGGGGGAAAGAAGUUUAGGGGGAUCAAUUGGCUUUUAGGAUGAACGGAGGGGGAAUCAGUCGUCGUCAAUAGAGCACAAGGGGGGAGGCUAUAGAAAAUUGACUGCCAAUUAACUGCCAGUUAUGACAUGAGACUUCAUAAGAAAAUUACAGAACCUUAAGGGAGAAUCAGGUAAAUUUUAUCGUGACACAACUAGAAUCCUCCUACAGCAAAGCUUUUUGCAUCGUAGUUGAGACCCAGUUUCACACUGUUUUAAAGAAAUCUGCACCAAGGUAAAAAAGUCAGCUUUCAAUUAUGAAUGAACUAAACUUCCCCCCUUCGGCAACCUUUUUCAGUCCAUUGUGAGGUUCUCAAAAGUGACAACCCAAUUCGCCAAAGAUUCGCAUAGAAGUCACACAAAACGGGUUAUCACAGUGUACUUGGAAAUUGUCAGAACUACAUUACAAUAACUUUGUGGCGACUAUUUCAUAAUAGCACUAAGUUACUUGGAACAUUAAAUCACCACGAGAUCGAUGAUGUGACAUGGAAAAGCGAGAUGGCUGAGCGAAGUCGUGUAGCUUUUAAUUAUCAGCCGUUUAGAGAUCAUUAUGUGGUCUAUUCAGUCUUAUAUCCAUAUAAUAAAAAUAAAAGCUUGUUACAAUGGGGAUCAAUUAAGACCCUGACUGUGGGCAUUUAUCAAAUCAGUUACCAUUCGCGAAACAGCUAGGCUUCCAAUCGCAGGCAACAGGCGACAACGAGUAAAUUUUUUCGACGUGUGUUUCUUAAGUAUCUACGAACGACAUGCAGGCUUCUUGGCUGAUUCAGUUUGUCUUUGUGACCCCUCAUGUAUUCCUGGUGUUGGUGGUGGCGAACAGGAACUUUUGUCGAAACAUUUUAAAAACUCAAGUCGGUAAGUAAUAGGCUUCGAGCCAGCUUCAUUACAUUUUGUCUCUGCAUCAACAAUGUCCACAUGCAAAUGUCUCCUAUCAGAUUUUGCCUUAAUUGGUCGCGUCAUCAGCAAAACUGAUGUUUUUGACGAGUUCAGUUUCACCUUAAAUGUAUGGGAAACGGUUGUUGCUAGUCAUGCAACAUGGAAUACUUAGUUUUAAGACACUGAUUAUUCAGUGCUAUGUUGAACGUGUGGUGACAAGGAAAGUCAAAUUUCGUUUAGCAUCGAUUGGGGGAAGUACAGCCAAAAAGAGUUUACUUAAACAAGGCAAGCAUCCGUUACGAAUGUUCUCUGCAAAGAGAGUUUUGAGGUGCGAUGCAUUAAAGCAAAAGCAUAUAGAAACGGAACGUAUACUUACGCAGAGGACCAUAACACCCUCAUCUUUGGGGGAAAAUGAGGAGAAUGUGGAUCCGAAGCAAAUUAAAUAGAACAAGGAAUUAUAUGAUUUAUCUUUUGGCAAAAAAAACAUUCUGAUGAUAAAAUUCAGCAUACAAUCUAACUGCCAUUAUUUGGCCAAGUUGCUAAGCACAGUUCAAAGUCACGGCAUCCACGGUAUAGUUUUCAACACAUUUGAAGGCAAAAGUGGAUGUGUAGGUUACUCUAUGAAAACGUUAAAUGCGGUGAGUUUGAUAACUCUCUACAUAACUUUUUUGAGACUGAGAGAAAAUUGAUUUGGUUUAUUUCCGGUUGCGAUUGUGGGUGCUUCAAACAAAAUCAAUCACUAGUUUUCACGAAAAAGAAAUUGAGAAAAUAAUUGUAGACGAUACAAAAUCAGUAAAAAGGAAAAAGACAAACAGAAAGCACUUAUAAGAGUUUUAUGAAUCUAACGACAAAAACGGAGAGCGGGUCAAACUUUAAAAGGUGUCCGAUGUAACUUGCCUAACCUAAAAUGUAAACGAGAAAAAAGAAAAGGACGACAGCUAGACAAAAGAUCAAAGAAAAAGCAAGGUGAAGAGUUGAAAUCUACAAGAAAGUUGACUUCGAUGGGCUAAAGAAUGCGAAGAAAAAAAGGCUGAAAAUUGAAGUUGUCUGUAACAGCACUGGUGAAGCUGUGGUCCAGUACUUCAGCGGUCAGACGGAUGCGCCCCCCGAUUCCUGUGGGUCUUUUCAAAUAACGGAAGGCGAGAACUUUAAGUCGGUCAUGGAGUGUAAGGGGUGGAGUUAUAGGGGAAAAUGUGGAUAUGCAGCUUAUGUGAAAGAGAGGCUGUACAAAUAUGCUGCAUAUGUUCCAUCCGAGUAUCAUUGGCAUCUUUUAGAAGGAUACUGGUACUGCGACGAC